CCGAAACUCGGCAAUGGUCCCAUCUCGCACUUUAUCACUUUCCCUUCGUGCGAUGCAACAUAAUGUGGAGUGCGUUUUGGGUUGUAUUUCACAGCGACCUUCCCGAGCGAAUAAAAGGGCACCCCGAACUCCUUGAAGAUCGCAACUUGCUCCCGCUCGAUCGCGAUCACCUUCAACAUGAGUCUUGCUGUAACUGCCGGGUUCCCCUUCACCCUAACUUCUCUGUCGAAGUCUCCGACAACAUUAAUCACAAAACCUCGUACCUGGUUUAGCGCUGCUGCCCGAUCGUCGAUUUUGGCGUUUUUGGAACAAGCAAUCGCCGUUGGAUACCUCGAAAUAGAGGACGCCCAAGGCAUACACCAAUUCGGUCAAUAUACGGACCAAUGCAAUGUCGUUCAUAUUCGCGUUAUCAACGACAAUUUCUGGAGCGCCCUCUUUCUAUCCGGUGAUCUAGGAUUCAGUGAAGCCUUCAUGAUAGGCGACAUACGGGUGGAUAAUCUCAAGGGAGUGUUUGAUCUCUGGCUUGACAAUCCUAGGAUGGGCGGGAUGUCCUCGUUAUUCAAUCGCCUAUCAGCCAGAAUCUCGGGCAUAUCAAAUGCUCUAUUUGGCCAAUCUGUCACGCGCGCCAGAUUGAAUGCUAUGGCGAGCUACGAUCAAUCGAACGAACUAUUCAAGACAUUCCUCAGUCGAGAGAUGAUGUACUCAACCGCUCUAUGGGGAGAGGAGGAGGGCGGCGUUCGCGGAGACAUUAUCUCCGGUCCUACGCCGGACGAUUUGGAGCGGGCACAGUUGCGCAAGCUGCGGCAUGUCCUGAAAGCUGCUCGUAUCAAACCAGGUUAUCGUAUCUUAGAGUUCGGCUCUGGAUGGGGAGGCUUCGCUAUCGAAGCUGCUCGGUCCUAUGGUGCUCAAGUUGACACUCUUACCUUGUCCAUCGAACAGAAGAAACUCGCCGAGGAACGCAUCAAGGAGGCAGGUUUAGAUGGACACAUCCGUGUGCAUCUCAUGGACUACAGACAACUGCCUCCGGAAUUCGAGAAGGCGUUUGAUGCCUUCGUUAGCAUCGAAAUGCUUGAGCAUGUCGGCACAAAGUAUUAUGAAACGUACUUCAAGAUGGUUGACUGGGCACUCAAAGAUGACGGUUCGACCGCCGUUGUGACUUCGUCAACCUUCCCGGAGUGCCGCUUCUCCGCAUAUCAACCGGACGACUUUAUGCGCCGUUACAUGUGGCCCAACAGCAAUCUACCGAGUGCAACGGCCCUUGUCAAUGCUGCACAUUCCGCUUCGGAAGGUCGCUUCCUUCUCGAGGGUAUAGAAAAUCAUGCUGCGCACUACCCGCGGACGCUCAGAACAUGGGGACGACGGGCAGCGAAGAAUCUCACGCCUGCAGCCCUCGGUCUUUCACCGACGACAUCAAAGCAAUACAUCGCGUCGUUGCCGAGGACGCAGGCACAUUAUGAAAACAAGUACGACUUCGACGCACUAAAGCGGAAGUGGGAAUACCUCUUCUCAUACGCGGCUGCCGGAUUUGCCAAAGGAUAUAUCACAUGCCACAUGCUGACCUUCACGAAAAACGUUCAUCCCGUCGCUUGCGAUUGAGUCGCUUGUGCAUACAUGCAUGACUACCUUUUAUAAUUGUAUCAUUUCCUGUAGUUCAAACUACGAUCAAG
Molecule: messenger RNA, 1667 nt
Organism: Punctularia strigosozonata HHB-11173 SS5
Lineage: Eukaryota; Fungi; Basidiomycota; Agaricomycetes; Corticiales; Punctulariaceae
Product: cyclopropane fatty acid synthase
Exons: 11
Coding region: 178-1596 (472 amino acids)
Biological process (GO): lipid biosynthetic process
Source: RefSeq, a predicted model, not a curated record